Mesitornis unicolor (brown roatelo) is the source of this 1149-nucleotide messenger RNA. RefSeq names its product F-box only protein 34-like. Lineage: Eukaryota; Metazoa; Chordata; Aves; Mesitornithiformes; Mesitornithidae. Gene Ontology annotation, molecular function: protein binding. The record is from RefSeq and is a predicted model, not a curated record. The transcript has a single exon. The annotation marks the transcript as partial.
GCAGAGGAUGGGUACGGGGGGCGGUGCGGCGCUCUGGGUGACGCUGAGUUGUGGGAUGGCACUGCCUCCGCCCGGCAGCCUUUUCCUAGCGGGCUGGGUACUGGGAUGGGGAAUGUGAAUUCGGGACUUGCUCACGCAGUGCUGGCGAUAACCGCGGGCAGGAGCGAUGCCAAAACGCGACUGGAGGCUCCCAGAGCUCUGCCGUCAGCGUGUCCCGCCGCUGCCAGGCUGCCAGCAGAGCCCUUGCAGAGCAAGAGCACGACUGGUGAUUGUAUGUUGAAAGAGCCCGGCGUUUUCCCAAAGCAGAGCCUGCAUCCUGCUAGGAAGGAGCCUUUGUGCAUCAGCAUAUCGGUCACCAAGACAGAGAAAGGCUGCAGGAAGGAGAAGCGCUCCAGCUCUGGUGAAGAUCCGCUCCCAGGGAGGCUGUUUUUUCUCCGGGCUGAGCAGCCUCCUGCUCCCGAGCACCAACCGCUCCAGGGAAGCACCCAAGAAAAGCCAGGAGAAGCAGCCCAGAAUGAGGAUGAGGAUGCUUUGGCGUCUGACAGGUCGUGCGUCAGGAGCAGCGUCCCCCCAGAGCCAUCUGCCCUUUCGGUUCCUCCGACGGAAGGGGCUUUGCAAGUACUUGAUGCUUCCUGCUUCAAACGGCAGGUUUCCCAUGACUUUCUGGAGACCAGGUUUAAAAUCCAGCAGCUUUUGGAGCCGCAGCAGUAUAUGGCCUUCUUGCCUCACCACAUCAUCGUCAAGAUCUUCGGUUUGCUUCCUACCAGGAGUCUGGUUGCCCUCAAAUGCACUUGCUACUACUUCAAAUUCAUCAUCGAGUACUACAACAUCAGGCCGGCGGACUCGCGCUGGGUCCGCGACCCCCGCUACAGAGAAGACCCCUGCAAGCAGUGCAAGAAGAAAUACGUGAAGGGGGACGUGUCGCUGUGCCGGUGGCACCCCAAACCCUACUGCCAGGCUUUACCCUAUGGGCCCGGCUACUGGAUGUGCUGCCACCGGUCGCAGAAGGGCAUCCCGGGCUGCAAGCUGGGCCUUCACGACAAUCAUUGGGUACCCGCCUGCCACAGCUUCAACCGCGCCAUUCACAAGAAGAGCCGAGGAGCGGGCGGCGAGGCGGAGGAGGAAUUUUAGCGCACAUCCACUUUCCUG